Molecule: messenger RNA, 349 nt
Organism: Staurois parvus
Lineage: Eukaryota; Metazoa; Chordata; Amphibia; Anura; Ranidae
Source: the annotation of a GenBank genome assembly
AAACUUGGCACAAUGCAGACAGACAAGUACCGUUCUAGUUGCAACCACCUAACCCAGACACAUCCAUCAGAUUGCCAGACAGAGAAGCAUGAUUCGUCACUUCAGAGAACAUGUCUCCACUGCCCUAGAGUCCAGUGGCGGUCCACUGAGUUACUGCUGUUCCCAGCUGCUUUCACUUCGUUAUAAUAGCACUAACAGUUGACUGUGAAAUAUUUAGUAGCAAGGAAAUUUCACGGAUUUACUUAUUGUACAGGUGGCAACCUAUCACGGUACCACUCUUGAAUUCACUAAGCUCCUGAGAGCGACCCAUUCUUUCACAAAUGUUUGUAGAAGCAGUCUGCAUGCCUAG